Messenger RNA from Megalops cyprinoides (Indo-Pacific tarpon), 2564 nucleotides. RefSeq names its product NIPA like domain containing 3 (gene nipal3). Gene Ontology annotation, cellular component: membrane. The transcript is spliced from 11 exons. Gene Ontology annotation, molecular function: magnesium ion transmembrane transporter activity. The record is from RefSeq and is a predicted model, not a curated record. Lineage: Eukaryota; Metazoa; Chordata; Actinopteri; Elopiformes; Megalopidae. Bases 196 to 1383 code for a protein of 395 amino acids. Gene Ontology annotation, biological process: magnesium ion transport.
AGGUAGAAACUGGAGACCUUUUAUUGUUCUUCAAACAUGGCGGUGGAUCUAUGGCACCAUCAGUCGUAGACACAACAGCUUGUCGCGUUACUAUUUUGAUGCUGAAAGAGGAAGAUUGAUGCACCUGUGUUUGGUUUCGUCAACUAACGUCAGCCGUUUUAUUAUCGAUAACUAAGUAGCUGUGGCUAGGCGAAAAUGGUUGGCGUAGAGGUCUCCAAAGUUGACAGCAGUUUUCAGGUUUCUGCCUACGAGUCGUCCUCAUACACGGAAAACCUCAUUGGGACCCUGCUGGCUAUAUUUGGAAACCUCAUAGUCAGCAUCUCCCUUAGUAUUCAGAAAUAUAGCCAUGUGAAUCUAGCUGGAACCAAAGAUCCACGGGCUUACUACAGGACCAAGACCUGGUGGCUUGGACUGGUCCUGGCAGUUCUGGGUGAAGUGGGAACCUUUGUGUCCUACGCCUUCGCCCCCCUCUCUCUCAUUGCACCCCUCAAUGCUGUGUCUGUCAUAGCAAGUUCAAUUUUAGGCUUCAUUUUCCUGCGAGAGAAAUGGAAACCUAAGGAGUUUUUGAGACGCUAUAUCCUGUCCUUCAUUGGAUGUGCCUUGACCAUUGCUGGGACCUACUUGUUUGUCACAUUUGGGCCCAAUUCUCAUGAGAAGCUGAAUGCGGAGAACAUAGUCAAGCAUGUCAUAGGGUGGCCAGUCCUGUUGUAUUUGGUCCUGGAAAUUAUUGCUUUCUGCUUGCUGUUGUACUUUUAUAAGCAACGAAAUGCAAACUACCUAGUUGUUGUUCUUCUUUUAGUGGCACUGCUUGGCUCUGUGACAGUCAUCACUGUGAAGGCCGUGUCUGGAAUGGUCAUCCUCAGUGUCCAGGGAAACAUGCAGCUCAGCUACCCUAUCUUUUACGUCAUGUUCGUGUGCAUGGUGGCCACUGUGGUGUUCCAGGCAACGUUUUUAUCCCAAGCUUCGCAUUUGUAUGACUCCUCCCUGAUCGCCAGCUUGAAUUACAUCUUAUCCACAACCUUUGCUAUUGUUGCAGGAGCUGUGUUCUACCUGGAGUUUAACCAUGAAGAUGUGCUCCACAUUUGCAUGUUUCUUUUGGGAUGUGUAGUUUGCUUCUUAGGAGUCUUCAUGAUCACUAAGAACAGGAAGAAGGCCAAGGCAUUUGAGCCCUACGUGACUAUGGACAUGAUGCAAGGCAUUCCAACAAUCCAUGACAAAGGCCGGGUGGUCCAGCCAGACUACAAUGGCUCGUUUUCCUACGGCGCCUUGGUGAACAAUGACAGCGUGACCCCUGCCACCCUGCCGGUGGCCCAGGAGCAGAUGGCCGUCAGCCCCAGCCCCAGCAACGCUCCCUAUAUGACGUCUGACCUCAAAAGAGACUGAAAGGGCCCUUGCAAACCCCACAACCCUGGCUCCUUUGAUCUGAAAUUCAAAGUUUAAACACAGCGCCCCCUUUAGGGUGGCUGACCAUGAGAGUAGCCGAUGGCUGCUGGGUUUGGUAGUACAGGACUGAGCUGCUCUUCGUGGGAUCAUCUCCAUUUUUCUUCCCUCACAUUAAUCUCUUAACCCGCAGGACACCUGGACUCAAGGCUGGCCCUGUUAAAGGAAUCCUGUAAAUAAUUAACAAGAAUGAGUAGCGUUCAAGAAGCACACUUAGCGUGUCUACGGACGUUGUCUUUAUUUCAAACAGAACUCUGGGAACAGAGGGAGCUCGCUGGGAGGAAAGGAAAGUCUGUUGCCUGAAGCAAGCUGUUCAUGACUUAAUUUCAUGUCUUAGAAUUUUGUACUUUGUGAUGUCACUAUCACAUCUCAUGUUUAUGAUGUAUUUAGAUGGGUUACGAUGAUAUGUGUUGAAAUGGCUCAAUGUUAAAGACUCCUUACCUCUUCAUCAUUCCUGGAGCUGCACCACUUGAAUGGAAAGUAUCCCAUCCCUUAUGAAAGGGACUGCUUUUUCUGGGGGUAGGGGCAGGGGCUGUCACGUCAACGAAACCUGUGAUGUAGCCCCAAUUUUCUCCUCUGUUUUUUUAGAAUGGGUAUGUGUUAAGGAGUUUCGCAUCUCCCUGUGAGGCUGUUGUUGUUUGACAGAAAGAAACUAGUGGCUCAUAUGACCAUUGCUAACAGGUGGAUACUACCCUUUAAUUCCAACCAUUAUUAUCUAGCAUAUAUAGGAAAUUAAUAUUAAUUGAAAAUUAAUUACUUGAAUUUGCCCUUUGAAAAUAAAACCACAAGGAAAGGUUUUAUUUUAAGGUCCAAAGUAAACACCAAGAAAAUUCUCUUUAAAGGGAUGUUUUUAAAUGCUUGGGAUGUCUGCCUUUCUUUGGAUUUGUGUAUUUGCAGUGAAUCAUUGUAGGUGGCAUUUUUAAAGUCAGCUGAGUUUGUGUCUCCCUGUCUAGCCUCUUGUGGAUUUGAUGUGUCUCCAUGGUGACGCAGCCAUCCAUUUGGACACACGCUGUGCUGUCUUACGCUGUGAAGCCCUUAAAGUUGGGGACCUUUACUGUGUGUGUGCUUAAACUACUGUGUAACCUCAUUCUCAACAUGCUGCUGUGCCUGCUGCCGGGCUCACA